Molecule: messenger RNA, 1423 nt
Organism: Notothenia coriiceps (black rockcod)
Lineage: Eukaryota; Metazoa; Chordata; Actinopteri; Perciformes; Nototheniidae
Product: neuropilin and tolloid-like protein 2
Exons: 8
Coding region: 485-1423 (312 amino acids)
Cellular component (GO): postsynaptic density
Molecular function (GO): ionotropic glutamate receptor binding
Source: RefSeq, a predicted model, not a curated record
UUAAAUGAGCCUCGCUCAGGAUCGUUUCUUAGUUCAGACACGGACGGAGAGCAGACAGAGACAGUCUCUUCUCCUCCCCUUCUUCCUCCUCCGUACUCUUCCUCAUCUUUCUUCUGUGUCUCUCCAUCCAUAUGCGUCUUUUGGAUACGUCUAGAGCGCGUCAGUCCGCCUGGAUCAGUCCAUUUUCCCUCCACAUGUCCUCUCCACUAUAGUCCCACUGGACGCUGUUUUUAAGGUGAUGAUGAUGCCUGGCUAAAAGGCUCGCAGCAGUCUUCGUCCUCCAGCCAAACGCAGCGGGAGCGCCGCCUGAAGAAGAGCUUGGUGCUACUGCCUUCCUCUCUUGGAGCGAUCUGCGUAAAUGGAUUUAUGUUUGUCGAAGAAAAGUUGGAUUUUGUAAAGAGCCCCGUGGACACGUAACAUGGACAGAUUCGGAGUGCGUUUGUAGAAUCGGUGCUUUUGUGUUGGAAUCACACCGGGAGAGGAGAUGCACAGAGCGUGGAUACUCUUCUUUCUGAUAGAAGAGGGUUUUGCUCUGGCACAGCGAACUAAAGAUCUCCCAAGCGACCAUGGCGCCCAGACCCCCAACCAGAACGACUGCGGCACGUGGGUCCGCAACAUCAACGGUGGGGUGUUCACGUCGCCAAACUACCCCACGACGUACCCACCCAACAAGGAGUGCGUUUACAUCCUGGAAGCUCUCCCCAGACAAAGGAUCCAGCUGGCUUUUGAUAAGAAUUACUACAUCGAGCCAUCUUUCGAGUGCCGCUUCGACCACAUCGAAAUCCGGGAUGGGCCAUUUGGGUUCUCGCCCCUCAUUGAUCGCCUGUGUGGGGGAAAGAACCCGGGACUGGUCACAUCGACGGGACGCUUCAUGUGGAUCAAGUUCACUAGCGACGAGGAGCUGGAAGGACUCGGAUUCCGGAUUAAAUACACCUUCAUCGCAGACCCUGAUUUCCAUCUGCACGUGGGCGGACUGCUAAACCCCAUCCCAGACUGUCAGUUUGAAAUUGGUGGAUGGGAUGGGAUUAUUCGCUCCAGUCAGGUGGAGGAGGAGGAGAAAGUGAAGCCUGGUGACGCUCUGGACUGUAUCUGGACCAUCAGGGCUCCUCCUCAGUCCAAGAUCUACCUGCGCUUCAUGGAGUACCAGAUGGAACACUCCAAUGAGUGCAAGAAGAACUUUGUGGCUGUGUACGAUGGCAGCAGCGCCAUCGAAAACCUCAAGGCCAAGUUCUGCAGCACCGUGGCCAACGAUGUGAUGCUAGAUAACGGAGUGGGAGUCGUGCGAAUGUGGGCUGACGAGACGAGCAGACUGAGCCGAUUCCGCAUGCUCUUCACCUCAUUCGUUGACCAUCAAAACAGGAACAUCUCCAAAUCUAAAACCAUUGACCGAAGACAAGGGAACCUGGAAGUGCGCAAAAGCUAA